AUGAAGGUGACAACCCGCUUCCUUCUCGCCACUGCCGUCGUGUGGAUAGACGCAUCCACGUCGCGCAGCGCGCCUCUUGCAUCAAAUGCAGUGCACGAACAGUCGUUCCAGCUUCCCGCUGAUGCUGGCUCGGGUCUGUACGCUCGUGUUACAACUCCAUUGUCCGCCGGCGCUCCACCUAGCGAUGCCGAACUCAAGCCGCACACCGAUGCCACAAACCUGACCCAGUACGUCAACAUCUUCGUGGGCACUGAGGCCAAUGACGAUCCGGGUGACGUCUUUGCGGGUGCUUCUGUGCCAUACGGAAUGGCCAAAGCCACGAUCAACGUCGAAGGCUACGCCCCUGCUGGCUAUGUCUGGCCCUCGGACAAGCCAACGCGCGGUGUGAGCCCCCUCCACGACUCGGGCACCGGCUCGAGCUCGGGUAGCUACGGCAACUUCUGCAUCAUGCCCAUCUUGUGUGCCGACAACGAGCUCGACGCUUGCACCACGCUGCUUGAGCCUCGCGAGCGCAUGCGUCGCAACGGCACUGAUCACGGCCGUCCGGGCUACUUCACCACCACGCUCGACAACGGCAUCCGCAUCGAGCUCACCAGCACGCGCAGGAGCACACUCGAAAAGUACACCUUCCCCGCUGCCGAGAUGCGCCGGGCCAAGUCGAACCCGCACCUCGUGCUCGACUGGACCAACGACUCGCCGGGUACGUUCCGCGGUGGUGAGAUGAAGGCCGAUUGGCAGCAGGGCCGGCUCACGAUGAAUGGCACCUGGCUCAGCUCGUUUGGCCCAGGUGACUUCCGCUACCAGGCCUUCCAAUGCGUCGACCUUCUCUUCCAGGGCAAGCAACGCCUCUCGGCACACGCUUUCUUUGGCGGAAAUCGACGCGGUUACGACACAAAGCGUCAGGAUCUCGACCACUGGGUCAGAGUAGCCCAGCAAAUCGGCCAAUAUCAGGCAGGUGCUCUGGUUCGAUUCGAUGUGGAUCGCGAAGCCAAAGAAGAUGUCACCAUCAUGGUGCGCCGCGGCGUCUCGUUCGCAUCGGCCGAGAACGCCUGCCGCAACAUGGAAGCCGAGGUGGGCGACUGGGACUUUGAUGCCACAGUGGCUUCCAGCGAGGCGGCGUGGGAAGACAAGCUUCGACGCAUCGAGCUGAGCGCCGCGACGCCCGACUACAUCCAAAGGCUCUUCUACACCAGCAUGUACCGCACCUUCCUUUCGCCCAACAACGCCACGGGCGACAGCCCCUUUGCGACCGAUUCGCCUUACUUCGAUGGCAUGUAUUGCACCUGGGACACGUUCCGCACGCUCUUUCCCUUCCUCUCGCUCACCAGCCCGCACGAGUUUGGCGAGAUCGUCGAGACCUACAUCGACGGCUGGCGCAAGGAAGGCUGGCUGCCGGAAUGCCGAGCCAAUCAGGUCAAGGGCUUCGUACAGGGUGCCAACCAUGGUGUGCCCGUGCUGGCCGACUUUGCUGUCAAGUAUGCCAAGGCGGCAAGCUCGCUUGGUGUCGACACGGACGAGCUUUACCGCGCCAUGCAGCACGACAUUGACGUGCCUUGGCCGCAGUGGGAAUACGAAGGCCGACAGGCUGCGCCGUACCAGCUGUAUGGCUACAUUCCCUUUGGCUAUUUGGACCCGGCUUCGGUGGGUGAGCAGACGCGCGAGGCGAGCCGCUCGCUCGAGUAUGCCUUUGGCGACUUCACCGCGGCCAUGACGGCGCAAGCGCUGGGCAAACCGGUCGAGGAUGUACAGCGGUACGCCAUGGCUUCGCUCAACUACUCGCUCAAUUUCGAUCACGGGACGAUGAGCGAUGGCUUCAAGACCUUUGUGCAGCGACGCCGUGCCAAUGGCACGUUUGUGCCGAGCGACCCGACCUUCUGCUCGCCGCUGGACAACAACUCGAGUCAUGCAUGCAGCUUGCAGGCCGAGAAUGACUUUGGCGUUUACGAGUCGUCCUCGUGGGAGUACAGCUUCUACGCGCCUCACGACCGGGCCGGUCUCGUCGAGCUGAUGGGCGGCAACGCUACGUUUGAGAAGCGACUCGACCACUUUUUCAGCAAGGGAUACUUUGCGCCGGGCAACGAGCCGAGUUUCGACACACCGACUCUGUACCACGUGCUUGGCAAGCCGUACCGCAGCGUGCGACGGGUGCGCGAGGUAGUCGACACGUACUUUUCGCUGAAGCCGGGCGGCAUCCCGGGCAAUGACGACAACGCAGCGAUGGCAUCGCUGCUUGGAUUCUACCUGCUCGGCUUCUACCCGACGCCGGGCACCAAGGAGCUGCUGAUCCUCUCCCCCUUCAUGCCCGGCUAUACGCUCCACAAUCCGGUUCUGGGCAAGGCGACGGUGAAUGUGGUUGGCUAUGACGAGCGUUCGAUCGGCAAGACCAUUCCCCAGGGAGUCAAGGCGUUCGUCAGCGAGGUGCGCAUUGAUGGCAAGCGUCACACGUCGCGAUGCCGAUUGAGCUUUGACGAUCUGUUCCCCGGCACGCCCGAAGGAGAGCGCAAGGUGGAGAUCGUGUUAACCGAGCAAGAGAUGGAAGGAUGCGGUGAUACGGACGGCGACUGGCCUAUGUCUCUCUCGACCGGCGGUUUCCUGGACCUGAAAGGCACGCGCAGACCUUCUUGA
Messenger RNA from Moesziomyces aphidis, 2625 nucleotides. Lineage: Eukaryota; Fungi; Basidiomycota; Ustilaginomycetes; Ustilaginales; Ustilaginaceae. The record is from the annotation of a GenBank genome assembly.